GCGGCGGCCCCGCCAGUGCUGCAGUGAGGGAGGCGCGGAGGAGGAGGGGGGGAAGUGAGAGAGGCAGAGAGCGGCUCCAACUGUUGAAUUUUUUUUUCUCUGAAUUUCGCUGCACUUUCCCUUGGCGGGGCGGCUGGUUGACAUGGAUCUGGUUUAUCGGGCGUCGGCGUGGCUUUCGCGUGCUGCCUGGCUAAGACUUCUGGCGACCGGCUGUUUGAGAGGGGCCACCCAUCAAUGAGGCAGAGAAGAAUAUUUGUUGUUUUUAAUUUUUAUUUUUUUCUUCUUUUCCUUUUGAAAGCCUCUCCACCACAGGUUGCAGAAUUAACUGUGUACUUUGGGUCUGGACUCAAAUAAAGGAGAAAAAAAACCAAACCCAAACAGUGCAGAACUGAGACUCGGAACUAGAUCUGUGAGAUAUGUAUUGGGAAUCUAUGUUUUGUUUGGCUUUUUUUUUUUCCUCUUAAUAUGAAAGAUCUCUGACUUAUUUCACACAUAACACUGAGGAAAGGUGGUUAAAAACACUCAGCAAAGCAGGAGACAGACGCGCCUCUGUGCCAGUGAGUGGAUAACAGCCUUGUUUUCCUGAUCCUCAGUCUCCCGGAGAAAGAGGACCGGGAACUCUUCGCCUGCGCGGAGGAGAAGAUCUUUUGCAAAUUUUCUGAUUUUUGAAAUCCUCCCACUGCCGAAGUUGGACACCCGAAGUAACUGCGAGGGGACUGCAAGCACGGCCAGCGCUUGCUGAAAGGCUGCCGAAGCUGCUCCCCCCCCACGCCCCCCACGCCUCCGGCCCCCCCGAUUGCUCCCUCCCUCUGAGCUACAUGGUCCAUUUGCUGCCUCUCAUCCUGUGUCUCUGCAGAUGUUUUAGAGCAACAGGUUCAGGAACUUAAAAUAUAGGGGUGGGGAGAAAGAAAGCAAAGAAAAAAAGAGACAGCCGACGGACGAAGAGGAAGAACAAACCCAGCGCAGGAGGCAGAGAAGACGGGGACAACCCUGGUCGCCGCUGCAGCUGCUGCACCCCCCACCCCUGCUCGGGGAUGUACCUUUCCAUUUGUUGCUUCUUCCUCUGCUGGGCUCCCGCCCUGUCGCUGAAGAACCUGAAUUACUCGGUGCCGGAGGAGCAGGGAGCGGGCACGGUCAUCGGCAACAUCGGCCGCGAUGCGCGGCUGGCGGCGGGCGCGGCGGGAGGCGGGAUGCUGCCCGCGGAGCGCGGCGGCCCCGGCGGCGGCCCCGGCGGUGGCCGCGGCCCCAAGUCCACCUUCCGGGUGCUGGAGAACUCGGCCCCGCACCUCCUGGACGUGGACGGGGAGAGCGGGCUGCUCUACACCAAGCAGCGCAUUGACCGUGAGGCGCUGUGCCGGCGCAGCGCCAAGUGCCAGCUGUCCCUCGAGGUGUUCGCCAACGACCAGGAGAUCUGCAUGAUCAAGGUGGAGAUCCAAGACCUGAACGACAACGCACCGGCGUUCCCCUCUGACCAGGUGGACAUGGACAUCUCAGAAAACGCUGCGCCGGGCACCCGCUUCCCCCUCACCAGCGCCCAUGACCCAGACGCUGGGGAUAAUGGGCUGCGGACGUACCUGCUUACCCGGGAUGACUACGGCCUCUUUUCCCUCGAUGUGAAGUCCCGUGGUGAUGGCACGAAGUUUCCAGAGCUGGUCAUCCAGAAGCCAUUAGACCGUGAGGAGCAGAGCCACCACACCCUUGUGCUGACGGCACUGGACGGCGGCGACCCACCACGUUCGGGCACAGUGCAGAUCAACGUGCGCCUCAUUGACUCCAAUGACAACAGCCCUGUCUUUGAAGCAGCCUCCUACGUGGUAGAGCUUCCAGAAAAUGCACCACUGGGCACUGCUGUCAUCGACCUUAAUGCCACCGAUGCUGAUGAGGGUACCAACGGAGAGGUGCUCUACUCUUUCAGUGGCUACGCACCCGAGCGCGUCCGUGACCUGUUCAGCAUCGACCCGCAGAGUGGUCUCAUCCGUGUCAAGGGCAACCUGGACUAUGAGGAGAGUGGCCUCAUUGAGAUUGAUGUCCAGGCUCGGGACCUGGGGCCCAAUCCCAUCCCUGCUCACUGCAAGGUCACUGUCCGCCUCAUCGACCGCAAUGACAAUGCACCCACCAUUGGCUUUGUCUCCGUUCGCCAGGGAGCACUGAGUGAGGCUGCCCCACCAGGUACCGUCAUUGCCCUGGUGCGGGUCACCGACCGUGACUCAGGCAAGAACGGGCAGCUCCAGUGUCGGGUGCUGGGCGGUGGCGGCGGGCCCGGAGCCGUCCCUUUCACCCUGGAGGAGAACUAUGACAAUUUCUACACUGUGGUCACUGACAGGCCCCUGGACCGUGAGGCACAGGAUGAGUACAACGUGACCAUUGUGGCACGUGACGGGGGCAACCCUCCACUCAACUCCACCAAGUCAUUUUCCGUCCGCAUCCUCGAUGAGAAUGACAACCCACCCCGCUUCAGCAAGAACCUCUAUGUGUUACAGGUGCCCGAGAACAAUAUCCCUGGAGAGUACCUGGGCUCAGUCUUGGCCCAGGACCCCGACCUGGGCCAAAAUGGGACAGUCUCUUACUCCAUUCUGCCUGGGCAUGUAGGUGAUGUCUCCAUCUACACCUAUGUCUCCGUCAACCCUACCAAUGGUGCUAUCUACGCCCUGAGGAGCUUCAACUAUGAGCAGACAAAGCACUUUGAGUUUCGUGUGCUGGCCAAAGACUCGGGCUCACCCCACCGUGAAAGUAAUGCCACGGUACGUGUCACUGUGCUCGAUGUCAAUGACAAUGCACCCCUCAUCGUUCUGCCCGCUCUCAUCAAUGACACCGCUGAGCUGCAGGUGCCACGCAAUGCUGGGGUGGGCUACCCCGUGGGCACCGUCCGUGCCCUGGACAGUGACUUUGGGGAGAGUGGGCGUCUCACAUAUGAGAUUGUGGAAGGCAAUGAGGAGCACCUCUUUGAGAUGGACCCCACUAGCGGUGAGAUACGCACCUUGCACCCCUACUGGGAGGAGCUCAGCCCUGUGGCUGAACUGGUGGUAAAAGUCAGUGACCAUGGCAAGCCCAGCCUCUCUGCAGUGGCCAAACUCAUUGUCAGGGCCUUGGCGGGGCCCCUGCCCGAGGCUGGCGAGCCACAGGUGAAUGGCGAGCAGCAUCGGCGACCACACUGGGACUUGUCACUGCCCCUGAUCGUGACGCUGAGCACUGUCUCCAUCAUCCUGCUGGCUGCCAUGAUCACUAUUGCUGUGAAGUGCAAGCGAGAGAACAAGGAGAUCCGCACCUAUAAUUGUCGCAUUGCCGAGUAUAGCCACCCUCAGCUGGGAGGAGGGGGAGGCAGUGGCGGGGGAGGAGGAGGCAGUGGCAGUGGAGGGGGCAAGGGCAAGAAGAAGAAGAUCAGCAAGAAUGACAUUAUGCUGGUGCCCAGUGAGGGCGAGGACAGCCGGGGCCCCCUCAAUGUCAUGAACGUGGUGAGCAGCCCAUCCCUGGCCACCUCACCCAUGUACUUUGACUACCAGACCCGCCUGCCCCUCAGCUCUCCCAGGUCUGAGGUGAUGUACCUGAAGCCCGCCUCCAACAACCUGACUGUACCCCAGGGACAUGUGGGCUGCCACACCAGCUUCACAGGGCAAGGGACUAACGCCAGCGAGGCUCCCCCGAGCCGGAUGUCCAUAAUUCAGACAGACAAUUUUCCCGCAGAGCCCAAUUACAUGGGCAGCAGGCAGCAGUUUGUUCAAAGUAGCUCCACGUUCAAGGAUCCAGAAAGAGCCAGCUUGAGGGACAGCGGGCAUGGGGACAGUGAUCAGGCUGACAGUGACCAAGACACUAACAAAGGCUCCUGCUGUGACAUGUCUGUUAGGGAGGCACUCAAGAUGAAAACUACUUCAACUAAAAGCCAGCCACUUGAACAAGAACAGCAAGGCAGAGGCCAAAGACCCAUUGUUGGGAUCUGUGGACCAGCCCGCUGUGAGGAUGGAAAAUUCUCAGAGCAAGAAGAAUGUGUUAACUGCACAGAUGAAUGCAGAGUGCUUGGUCAUUCUGACAGGUGUUGGAUGCCACAGUUCCCUGCAGCCAGUCAGGCUGAGAAUGCAGAUUAUCGCACAAAUCUCUUUGUACCCACAGUUGAAGCUAAUGUUGAGACUGAGACAUAUGAAACUGUGAAUCCCACUGGGAAAAAGACUUUUUGUACAUUUGGGAAAGACAAGAGAGAGCACACUAUUCUCAUUGCCAAUGUUAAACCUUACUUAAAAGCCAAACGUGCCCUGAGUCCUCUGCUUCAGGAGGUUCCCUCAGCAUCGAGCAGCCCAACCAAGACAUGCAUUGAGCCUUGCACCUCAACAAAAGGACCACUGGAUGGUUGUGAAGUGAAAUCAGGAGCCUUGGCUGAACCAAGCAGCCAGUACUUGUCAACUGACAGUCAGUAUCUAUCGCCUAGUAAACAGUCAAAAGACGCUCCCUUCAUUGCAUCAGAUCAGAUGGCUAGGGCCUUUGCAGAUGUGCAUUCCCGAGUGAGUCGAGACUCGAGUGAGAUGGACUCUGUUCUGGAGCAGUUAGACCGUUCAGCCCGGGAUCUAGGUAGGGAGUCGGUGGAUGCCGAGGAAGUUGUGAGAGAAAUAGACAAGCUCUUGCAGGACUGUCGGGGAAGUGACCCUGUGGCCGUCAGAAAGUGAGGGGGAAAAUAAGGACAGGCUGGCAGUUAUGUUCCUCUUCUGCUGAUUAAAAGUAAAUAAAUAAAUAAAUCCCCUGGUUGUAACAGAUUCACAGGAAUGAAGGAAGACCAAUGCUGCUUUAAGGCUUUUAGUGAACAUCUGAAGUGCCCACAAGUAUGUUCUUUUCACUGCUCUUUCUUUUUGACAGAUAACACUGGUUUCAUUUUGACCAAGCUUUCAUUAGGACAGAGUCAAGUACACUAAGAACAAAACGAAAGAAGGAAAGACGGUGCCAUUUUGACAAUCUGAUAGAAAGGUGUGAGAAAGGUGGAAUGGAAAUACGUCUGAUACUUUAAGACUGUCCUCAAUAGCUGAUGCUGACUUUACUGUUUACGUAUAAACCCCAAGAAAAACAGGGUUGAAUAAUUCUGAUCUGUGGUGGAUUUCCAGCAGUCACCACAGCCUUCUACUGAAAGUCCUAAAAAGAGUUCUUGUAGUAGUCCAAGUGACACCAAACAUUAACGUUCAUUUGUGGUAAACAUUUAUGUACAAAGUUAUCUGCCACAAAUAUGGAAAAAAAAAAAAAAAAGAAAAAGAAAACAAAAAAACACAUUCCAAGUCAUUAUUCAACAAAACAUAUCUUGAUCAUUAGUAAAACACUUCAUAUCAUAUUAAGGUUAAAUGUAAAAUGAUAUAGUCCAUCUUGUCCUGCACACACAUAAGCUAAUUCACUUGAUAAAAAAAAAAAAGAUUUUAAUAUCUAUUUAGCGUUUUAGUGUCCAACAAACUAUAAAUAGUUAGCAUUAAGUUUUAAAAAAACUGAAGUAAAAUAAAGUUUAAAAAAAAAUAGUUACCUUUAAGGGUAAUACACAAAAGAAAUUAACAUUAUUAACACUUUUUUAUUCAUUUUUGGACACUAAAAUAGCUCAGGAAAGUGAAAAUGUCUUAGACAUCCACAAAAAUCACAUGAUCAUUUAAAUGUGCAAAUGUAAGAAGAUUCAGUGUGUUUACAUCAAAUGACAUAUUUUUAUUGAUUUAUUGCAGAUUCAGUGCAUAUGAGCCAAAUUGUUGAGUGUAUAAGAGCUAUAUUGUGUAUUUUAUUAAAUUAAUAUAUAGUUGUGUUGCAAAAAUAUUUGGGCUUAUAUUGUAAAUGGCAAGUGUUGCCUCAGUAGCUGUCGAACUCUAUGAGUUUUGUUUUUUCCUGCUUCCUUUCCCCAUGGAUUGUGGGAAGCAGCGCCUCAGAGCAAAGUCUCUUGUUUAAUGUAUGGUCUACGAAGUACUGCAGUACAUAAUCUGUUCAAAAUGUGUUUGAGUGAGCUGAUGGAGCUAACUGAACAGCCUACAAAUACAUCCAUCAGUCAUGGUUAUGUGCAAGUCCUUGUAGAAGCUUCUAUUGCUAACCCAUGUUUUAAUAACAAAAAUUACACUCGAAGCAACACCUGGAACCUCCUUGGUUGUUUUGUUGUUUUUUUUCAAACACAUGCAGUCACCCUGUUUAAUGUAGAAUAUUUGAUUGACUCCUUAAGAGAUGCCACCAUUUGCAAAGUUUUCCUAUUAAGUUCAUAGAGCUGAAAAACAUGUCAGUGCCGAUAUGGCAUGGGCAGUAUUUUAUCUGAUUCUUUAGAAUGUGCAAUUACUUACUGAAAUUCUAUAUAGUUCUGCUUAUUUUGGAAGGUGUUUUUAGUUUGGUUUUCAUUUGUUCUGAAAAGUAUUUGGGAAUAACUUGGGAUAUAGUUUCUACUUUUUUAUUAUUUUUUAAGUGUGCUUUUAUUGCAUUUGAAAAAUUCAAAAUUGCCUUCAGAUGAAAGUUAAAAACCAACCCACAUUCAAAAUGAACUUGCACAGAACAAGAAGAAGCAAAAGAAUUAAAUAUUUAGCUCAGGAUUUGUCCCUUAUAUACUUCAGAUCCUCUGUUGGAAAUACCACUAUGGCACGUUGUUUAAAAAUGUUGUAUUGGGUUUAUUAAAAUUAAUCUGUACUUUACAAACAUAUAUAAGAGAGGUUGGCAAUUUCAAAUCCCACAAAGCCAUAGUUUUCAUCAGUUCAAGAAAGUUGACCAGACAUCCUGUUUUGAUGUUGGGAUUGCUGUUAAAUGGUGAUUUUAGCUAGUCAGUUCUACAGUGAAUUGUGUUUGGGAGACAACCAUUCUGACAGUUUGCGUUUAGCUCCUCCUGUUAAAAAAGCCUACAAUUCCAUGUAAAAAAAAGGAUCUUGUACAUGUUUUAUCAAGCUACUCUCCAUGUUUUGGACAAUUUAUGUAUCUAAAAUGUGGUGUUGUCUGUGUUAUAUAAUUUUAUAUUUUUUUUUUUUUUGGCCAGGAGACCCGAGAUUGGUUUCGCUUGAUAGCUUGAUAGCUUGAAAUUCCAUAGUGGAGAGGAUUUCUUAUUGUUUGAUCAGUCUUCUAUACGUAUUUCUGUGGUGCCCAUCACUCCAGUGUCUGUGCACCAAGUCUUUAGCUCUGCCAGUGAAAUCCAUUAUUCAGCAAAAUCUAAGCCAGUAUGUAAAUGCAGUCAAGUGAUGGAGAUUUGUGUAUUUUAUAAAUGAUUUUAACACUGAGUAACCAAUUGUACAAUUCAUGUAUGUUUCUGAAGACAUAAAACCACAACAUUCUGAGAAAGGGCUGUGCCAAUGUAAGAGGAAUUUACCUUAAGGCUCUCUGUCACUAGUGAUUUACUAGCUUUAGCUGUUUAACACAUUAUCUGUAUUUAGUAGUGAUUAUUUAUUUACCACUCUGAGGUAAUUCAGAAUUCAUGACUCACAGCUUUAUAGAGGAGUUUAGGAAAUCUUGCUUUUAUUUAAGUUGGCUGACAACUGCCUUUUGUUGUAGAUCUCCGGCAUACUGCUUCCAAGAAUAUCCCAGGUUAAAAAAUCUGUUUCACAAUUUAGAAUGGAUACAUAAUGAACCAAUAACCUUCAGAGCUUCUACAAUGUUAGUUUCGCUGGUUCAGCCAAAAUUAACAUGAUUGUGUGUGAAGGAAGUGCAACACACACAAGAAUUAAAAAAGUAUUUUUUCUCUAUGGUAUCUCUACUAUUGCCACUGGAGAAAAAGGCAGCAAUGAAAGAUAAAGUUUAUGAGUUAUUUCUCCCAUUUCCCAUUCCUUACAUACAUGUUUUAUAAGACUGAAAGAAAAUAUCUGCCACAUGAUUAUAAAAAGAGUGGCAGAGUUAAGGGAGGCAAGCUAAGUAACUAAUAAAAUUGUACUGUACACUGUGAAUAGCAAAUAAGGCAUUCAAUAUCUUUUUUUUUUUUUUUUAUUAAUGAAAGCCAUCAACUGGGAGUUCCUUAAACAAUUUCCCAAUCAAAUCAGGACCUUUUUAUUUCUGGAUUUUUUUUUUUUUUUUACAUAUUUAUCAGGAAAGAGAUUCUCCUGAACUGUGAUUUGCCACUUGAGAAUAUAGGUUUCCCAGUCCAAGUUACCCCUAAAAGACAAACAUUGCCCAUAGUGAAUCAAAAUUCAUCAUUCAAAUAAACUUUCAAGCUGUUUGCUGUCCAAUGGAAGGGAAAUUGCUGAGGUCAAGAAGGGGUCUGAAGCCUAGCAUAAUAUACACCCACUCAUAAUUGUUUAAUUACUUUAUUUUGACAUCAGGCAGUGAUUAUUAUUGCAUUAAUUCAAACGGGAGUUUUGGCUAUCAAGAUUUGUUGAUUUGAAGUGUAAUUGAAUGAAACCUGAUUAAGGUUUUGACUUCUCUGGCCCAAUUGUGAUACAGGUUGGCAUUCGCAUUUAUCAGCCCCUGUCUCCCCAUAUGGCUCAAAGUUGCACCAAUGACUGGUGAAUGACACAAAAAACAAACAAAGCAGCAUACAUUGUAUGGAUUAUCUCAACCGCUAUUGUUUAAUGGCUGUGUUUAAUGUGACCUAUCUGGAAAAUGAGGACUACGAAUAAAAAGCAAUUACUAAUAGUGGUGUUGCCUGCUUUUGCAUUCAUUAACACAGAAGAAAUGUGUUAAACACUGCAUACCACAGGGAGCCUGAUGGUAAUUACUUUGGAAAAGCAACUUGUGGCAAUGCGGCUGUUACAGCUAGUUAUCAGUUUGCCAAAAAAAUGACAGUUCCUGCUUCAUUUAUUAGAAAUGUGUAACUGUUUUCUCUCAACAGGAAGGUGGUGAAGAGUUUUCAUCAAGCUGGGUAGGUUUAUCUUUUAAGCAGCUGAUGUGCUGAAUCCCUACAGGCUGUUAUUUGCUCAUAGAAACAUGGAGCUGAAUAAAGGAUAGUUUGGUUUAGUACACUGGUACGAGUUCACCAAAAGCAUUAUAAAUGAGGGUAUAAGUUCUGAAAGACUGUCAACCCAACAUGAAAGAUCAAAACACUGCUUGAGUAUACAAGCAGAGAAAAAAUUCUGAAGAAUGUAAAGGGCUGGGGUUUUUUGUUUUGG
This is a messenger RNA of Chroicocephalus ridibundus (black-headed gull), 9005 nucleotides long. It is a transcript of the gene PCDH17, whose product is annotated as protocadherin 17. The transcript is spliced from 6 exons. Gene Ontology annotation, molecular function: calcium ion binding. Gene Ontology annotation, cellular component: plasma membrane. The coding region runs from base 1035 to 4652 and encodes 1205 amino acids. The record is from RefSeq and is a predicted model, not a curated record. Gene Ontology annotation, biological process: homophilic cell-cell adhesion. Lineage: Eukaryota; Metazoa; Chordata; Aves; Charadriiformes; Laridae.